Messenger RNA from Dictyostelium discoideum AX4, 196 nucleotides. RefSeq lists its product as hypothetical. The annotation marks the transcript as partial. Lineage: Eukaryota; Evosea; Eumycetozoa; Dictyosteliales; Dictyosteliaceae. The record is from RefSeq and is a predicted model, not a curated record. The transcript has 3 exons.
UUUUUAUAAUCAUUAUAUAAUAAUAAUAAUAAAUAAUAAUAAAAUUUUAAAAACUUUUUUUAUUUAUUUUUUUUUUUAUAUUUUUAUAUUUUUUAUUUUUUUUUAUUUAUUCAUCUUAUUUUAUUUUAUUAUUUCUUUUUUUACAAAUAUAAUCAUUCAACAACACAAAUGGAAUUUGAACAUAAUUAUAAAAUAA